Molecule: messenger RNA, 2016 nt
Organism: Chlamydomonas reinhardtii
Lineage: Eukaryota; Viridiplantae; Chlorophyta; Chlorophyceae; Chlamydomonadales; Chlamydomonadaceae
Exons: 7
Coding region: 346-1572 (408 amino acids)
Source: RefSeq, a predicted model, not a curated record
CUAAAGAUAGAGCAUCAGGGAAAUCAUACCCUAGUGCUCCACCAAGUUUGCCAGCAGCGGGUUCAGCUGGCUCUCGCAGCUGCAUGGUCAGCGGUUCUAGAUAGCUCCUUCUCAAGUUUGGCGCACCGGUCCUCGUACCUCGAAAUGUCUAACUAGGUUCUUCGCCAUGCUCGCACCGCACGAAGGCAGUAGUGGCAAGACCGUCCUUGGGCAAGGUCGGUAACACGACCUGGGAAGCUUUCUCCAAUGCAGCCGAACACGAUCCGGGGCGACCUAGGCCGGGGCGACCUUGCCCAAAGGGCGGUCUUGCCCCCGGCCAUAUCACUGCCUUCGGGCGUUGCGAGCAUGGCGAAUGACCUAGAGCGGGCUCGUGUAGACAUUUCGAGGUACGAGGACCGGUGCGCCAAAGUUGAGAAGGAGCUACUCGAACCGCUGACCGAGGAGCGGCGACAGAAGCUGGAGAGCCAGCUGAACCUGCUGCUGGCAAACUUGGUGGAGCUUCGGAAGAAGGAGAACCUGGCGCAGGAGGCGCAGGACCGGAGGGAUGCCGCUGGUGCGCGCGGUCGGCCUGCCGCAGGGGGCGGCGCAAGUGCGGCUGGCACAGAUGUAAGCGCCAGGGGGCAGGACGCGGAGCACCAGCAGCGCGACCAGCAACAGCAGCAGGCCGCCGCAGCACACGUCCACGCCAAGGUAUCCUGCUCAAAUGUGGUGCGUCUGGUGGACGCGGGCGAGACCGUCGGCUCCGGUUGCCCGGUCAGCUUCAACGGCCGGAGUUACCUACUGGCCUCGCGCCACUGCAUGGGCCUCAAGCCCGGCCAGCGCAUCGACGUUACGAGCUUCACAGUCUGCGGCCACACGCUCAGGCAUCUCGCCAGCUUCCCGCAGCACGACGUGACGGUGCUGCUGCUGGACGGCGGCGGCACAGGGCUGGCUGACGGGCUGAGGAAUGCUACCCCCUUCAUGGUGGACGGUGGCAUAGGGCUGAUGCCUGGCAUAGCGGUCACGCUGAUCGGCUUUCCGCUCGCGGCAGACAAGACCGUCGUGGGCUUCCAGCAGUCGGGUCUCCCCCUGGUCGCCCCGGGUCGCGUCUGCUGGCUCAGCAAGGCGGCGGACGAGGCGAUCUGUUCGUACUCAGGGGUGUUCCCCAACUGCAGCGGCGGCGCUGUGACCUUCGGCCCGCCUCACCGGUACCUGGCCGGCAUGCACACGGGCAUCAUGUGGCACGAAAAGGGGACCAACCCGCGGGACAUAGCUCCAGAAGCGGGCCCGAGUGGCAGCGGCAGCGGCGCACCAGCAGCGGCUACAGCGGCCGGCGGCGAGCUAGUGGUGGAGACGGACACGUGGUCGGGUGACAGCGCCACGGGGCUGGCCGGGCAGGCAAGGGCGUGCGGUGGCAAGAGGAAGCCCGCUAACCGGCUGGAGGGUGUUGCUCGCGACAGCGAAGUGCAAUACUGCCUCGACAACGUGGAGCACAAGUCGUGCAUGGGGACGUUCGUGCCCGCCCACGUGCUAGUCCGGCUGCUGAGCCGCUGCCAUGAGCUGCUGGCUGCAGCGGGGGCGUUGAGCGAGUAGUGCUGGCGACUGGAUGCGUGCCGUGGGUGGAAGCUGCAAGGCGUCGUGAUGUCGGUGGUGGCAUGUGCCCAAGUGCCCGGCUCCCUGCUGAAGGCCACAGCAGCAGGACUUGUGAGGCGAGGGGUUGAGGGGAACCACCCAUGCAAACUACCACUGGGUGCUCGUUGUGGGCGGAUUUGAUCGGAAAAGUGCAAGUCCUUGUGGAGGAUAUUGCCGAGUGGUUGGUACAUGAAGCAGCUGAGAUGCACAGCGGCGCUCUCCCAAUCUCUCAAGCUACCAACCACUGACAAUUGCGGAGCCGGGACACAUACCAUUGCAGGCGGGGGCGUCGAAUGCGGCGUAUUUGUCUCGAUAAUGGCUGUGAGGCUAUGGCGCUUUACACAUUCUAUGCGGACUUGAUGGGGAAAGGCGUGGCGUGCUGUGCACACCACCUCGGAAACUUCC